Molecule: messenger RNA, 1225 nt
Organism: Siniperca chuatsi (mandarin fish)
Lineage: Eukaryota; Metazoa; Chordata; Actinopteri; Centrarchiformes; Sinipercidae
Gene: chmp4c
Product: charged multivesicular body protein 4C
Exons: 5
Coding region: 176-850 (224 amino acids)
Biological process (GO): vesicle budding from membrane; late endosome to vacuole transport via multivesicular body sorting pathway
Cellular component (GO): ESCRT III complex; multivesicular body; cytoplasmic side of plasma membrane
Source: RefSeq, a predicted model, not a curated record
GUGUGGUGAAAGGUGCAUUCACUGGCUGGUUUGAAUUGAAAGCACAAAGCCGUCGAGCUGGAAAAUCUGUUCGUUAACACACCCGCCUGUAGAAACACUGACUAUCCACACAGCCUGGGAGACUUCGUGUAUACUCUACUUACCUGCGGAGGUUACACAUAGAAAGCUGCUAAAAAUGAGCAAAAUCUCGAAAUUAUUCAAGGGGAGCUCCAGCUCUAAACACCACGGGUCGCGGGGAGGACCUUCACCGCAAGAGGCCAUCCACAAACUCCGGGAAACAGAGGAAAUGUUGACGAAGAAACAAGACUACCUGGAGAAGAGGAUAGAGCAGGAAAUUAUGAUAGCCAAGAAGAAUGGCACAAAAAACAAGCGCGCUGCCCUGCAGGCCUUGAAGAGGAAGAAGCGCUUGGAGCAGCAGCUCACCCAGAUCGAUGGCACGCUCUCAACCAUUGAGUUUCAGAGGGAAGCUUUGGAGAACUCACACACCAACACAGAGGUCCUGAAGAACAUGGGCUAUGCUGCCAAGGCCAUGAAGAAGGUCCACGAGAACAUGGACAUUGACAAGAUAGAUGAUCUGAUGCAGGACAUCACGGAGCAACAAGACGUGGCCCGAGAGAUCAGCGAUGCUAUCUCCAGACCUUUCGGCGAGACAUUUGACGAGGAUGAGCUGCUGGCAGAGCUGGCAGAGCUGGAACAGGAGGAGCUUGAGGACAACAUGAAGAGAAUGGGUGGAUUACCCAGCGCGCCCAGCGCCAGACUGCCUUCAGCACCGCCCAGUCAGCGUGCAACAACCAAGAAAAGGGUUGAAGAUGAUGACGACAUGCGUAUGCUGGCAUCGUGGGCAACUUAAGUACAUUAAGGCAGCCUCUCACUUAGAGAAAGUAACCUUCUCUCUGUUUUUUUUUUUCUUUUUAUAUUAAUUUUGAAGGUUUUUAGGGAAAGUGAAGAGGGUAAUGUUAUUUUUAAAAUAAGCUUUUUGCUUAUCGGCUUGUAAGGCUACUUUACAUGUUAUAUUUAUCAAGAAAUUAAAAUGUUUAAGUGAAGGAAUCAACAAACUGCAUUUUUUUGUCUCUUAUUUUCUAUUCUCUUAGUCUACUUAGUCUGUACAUAAUGCACUAUUUUCAUAGACCUAAUGUAAUGUAACUGUAAUUCAUACAGCUGUAAAUAGUCCAGUUUGGCAUUAAUGUUGUUGACGUUCAACAAUAAAACAGUCCCCUACAUAUUA